Messenger RNA from Rhopilema esculentum, 2494 nucleotides. RefSeq names its product branched-chain alpha-ketoacid dehydrogenase kinase. Gene Ontology annotation, biological process: protein phosphorylation; regulation of glucose metabolic process. The record is from RefSeq and is a predicted model, not a curated record. Gene Ontology annotation, molecular function: pyruvate dehydrogenase (acetyl-transferring) kinase activity. Gene Ontology annotation, cellular component: mitochondrion. NCBI's taxonomy places the organism in Eukaryota, Metazoa, Cnidaria, Scyphozoa, Rhizostomeae, Rhizostomatidae.
CUAUUGUCCACUAGAUCACGUGAUGGUCCCAUGAGUCUCGGUCAGACCUCGUAAACAAAACUGGAAGCCGACCAAACCUCACGUUUCGUUUACAAUCUUUGGCCAACAAGCCUUCCUGUCGACCAAGGUUCAAGCUAGCUUGGAUGAAGAAAGGCUAUGGCUUGGUUGCCAAGAUCUGUGAGAAGAAGAGGAGGGUUGAAUGACAAGUUGCGUGUCAUAUGCUCCAGCUGUGUUAUUAUACCAUCAAGAAAAUAUGCAUCACCUCCUGGAACAGAAUAUGGACUUGAAAAGAAAUGGGCCUACUACAACCAGUCAGCAAUUGACAAUUUCUCUUCCAAAGCACUGACUAAAUUGACACCACAUCAGAUGCUUUAUGCAGGCAAGUCAAGCAAUGGGUCACACCUCAUUAAAAGUGCACAGUAUUUACAUAAAGAAUUACCCAAAAGAGUAGCUAGAAGAGUCAAAGAUCUCCAAAAUCUCCCAUAUGUAGUAGCCAUAAACCCAACUAUGCAGGAAGUGUAUGAACUAUACUUGCGGGCAUUUUAUAAGCUAUCCUCAUAUAAGCCCAUUGAAAAUUUGGAUGAAGAACUGCAAUAUAGUAACCUGGUUCAAAAGUUGUUAGAUGACCACAAAGAUGUUGUGACCUCAUUAGCAAAAGCAGUGAAUCAAGUCAAAUCACAAAUCCAGUAUGAGGAGAUGUCAAAGAUGGUGGAGAGGAUUUUAACAUCACGUCUUGGCAUUAGGAUACUAGCAGAGCAUCACAUUGGGCUUAGAAAUGAAAGGGAAAAUUAUAUUGGUAUUAUCUGCACGCACAUGUCUGUGAGAAACUUGAUAGAAAAAUGUGUAUUUUAUUGCAGGGAGAUGUGCCAACACAACUAUGGAAUUGCACCAUCUGUUGCAAUCAAUGGGCAUGUGAAAGCGACUUUUCCGUAUCUACCACCUCCACUAGAAUACAUGAUUCAAGAGCUGUUGAAAAAUGCCAUGAAAGCAACAGUUUUACAUCAUCGUGACAAAGUAAAGGCAUGGUAUGAGAUUCCACCAGUCAAAGUAACCAUUUGCAACAACGAUUCACAUUUCAUAUUAAAGUUUAGUGAUAGUGGCGGCGGUAUUCACGACAGCAAGAUGCAGCGCAUUUUUGACUAUGCUUUUACAACAACGAAAGAAGAAGAGGCCACUGAUGGUGACAAGGGGGGCCUUGAUAGCCUUGUGAAGGCAGCUCAUGUUGCUGCUGUUGGUGGCGCCAUGUCUGGGUAUGGCUUUGGACUUCCAACGACAAGGGCAUAUGCUAGUUUCCUUGGGGGAACACUUGAAGUCUACACUUUGUAUGGGUUGGGUACUGACGUUUAUCUAAAACUGGGUCACAUAAACGGGCCAAGAGAUUCGUUUAGGAUUUAGCAGAUUAUAAUUCUGAGUCUUAUAUUUUCGUUUUUGUAUAAUUUUAUUUAUUUAUAUCAUAUGUAUAAUACAAAUUUCAAACUUCGCGCUUAUUUCCAAAAGCCCACCCAACUGACACAUUUUUUCUGUGUUUUCAAUAUCAUUAGAUUUUAAUCGUAUGUGUAAUUUGAAUCUAACCUAGUGUAGCUGACACUGUUUUAUAGAUUAUUUAACUGUCAUUUUGCUAGGCCAAAGUAUUUAGAAACUUUUUAUUUUUCAGAUCGCAAAUAUGAACUGUUGAUACCACUGCUAGGCCGUUGUGAAUCUUGAGAUACAAGCUAGACAUGCACUAUCCUUCAGCAGUUUAUAAAAUUUCACCGACCCCUUAGGAACCCGUCUUUCAGGGUAUUUUACCCCCAGCAGCUGGCCCCUCCCCCCCCACCUUGAAGCCCCAUCACCUUCUGCCAGUUUGCUCCAUUUUGCCAUUUCAAUCUUUGCAUCAAGCCUGUCAGCAGAGGGCAGCAAAUGCGAGUGAAACUUGACUUUUCCAUUUGAUGUUUUGCCUUUACUUCUCCAUAUCAAAUAAUGACAAAUUAAAUUGUGAUCUUGAGAUCGCGUUAGUAGACAUCAUCUGUACAUUCAUACGCCUGUUUGAUUUGACACACCAGAUAGAUUAAAAUAAUUUUAACAUAAUAAUAGGGAAUGAGUCGUGAUAAAAGCGAGGAUAUGUAUACCCUGGUUCGCCAUGUCGUGAUUUACCUACUGCUGGCUGGCUUGACACUUGAAAAAGUUUCCGACUAUAGCAAGUUGAAAACAACUGCUGCCAAACUAAAGUGGUAAUGCUGAAAGCAGAUGACAGUGAAAGAUUAUUUUAUCACGACCCAUUGCCUAUGAUUAUCUGUGCCUAUAAAAACAUUAUAUAUCUUCUUAAAGUUUUCUUGGCUAUCAAGGAUCUAAGUUUUGACCCUAUGGCUGCAUUAUGCGUGUCUUUGCUUCUUUCCUUAAUCCACACGCCAGUAGGAGCUGGAAAGAAGUGAUGGUAUGAAUACCAGCAAAAUUCAUGAUUUCAACUCAAUAAAACCAAAAGUAUCAAAAUCCGUGUGAAGUUACAAUAGCAAAA